Molecule: messenger RNA, 2367 nt
Organism: Nasonia vitripennis (jewel wasp)
Lineage: Eukaryota; Metazoa; Arthropoda; Insecta; Hymenoptera; Pteromalidae
Product: paired mesoderm homeobox protein 2A-like
Exons: 3
Coding region: 109-1110 (333 amino acids)
Biological process (GO): regulation of transcription by RNA polymerase II
Molecular function (GO): RNA polymerase II transcription regulatory region sequence-specific DNA binding; DNA-binding transcription factor activity, RNA polymerase II-specific
Source: RefSeq, a predicted model, not a curated record
CAGUGCCAGCAGUGCCAGCAGCAGCGGAGGACGAGUCCAGCGGAGGAGCAGCGCGCCGCCGCGCGCGCCCGCGCCUCUCCCGACGCCGCGAGCCGAGCGCGCCGAGCCAUGGACUACUCGUACUUCAACCAGGCGGCGGCGGCUGCGGCGGCGGCCGGCCUCGAGCCCUCGAGCUGCGCCCUCGCGGCGAACGAGAUGCCCUGCGGGCCCUACGGCGAGCUGGGCUCCUGCUCGCAAAUCAGCCAGGCGGCCUACCGGUACAGCGCGGCCGUCGGGGCGGCGGCCCGCGCGGCCAGCUACCCCGGCUCCAACGGCAACCUGGGCUCGCACCACGCGGCUGCGGCGGCGGUCGCGGCCGCGGCCUCGCACUCGCACGCGCACCACGCCAGCGCCUGCUCCGUCAUGUCGGCCCGCGGCCAGGAGGUCGUGCACCGGCAGGCCUCCAUCUUCCCCUCGGCCAUCAAUCUGCAAGGGGGCCUGGGCUACAAGGCCUACGCCGGCUGCCACGAGGGGCCCUCGGAGAAGCGCAAGCAGCGCCGGAUCCGCACGACCUUCACCUCGGCCCAGCUGAAGGAGCUGGAGCGCGCCUUCCAGGAGACCCACUACCCGGACAUCUACACGCGCGAGGAGAUCGCCAUGAAGAUCGACCUGACGGAGGCGCGGGUGCAGGUCUGGUUCCAGAACCGGCGGGCCAAGUUCCGCAAGCAGGAGCGGCUGGCCCAGCAAAAGUCCGGCUCCUCGCAGCAGUCGACGAGCUCGAGCAUCGACGCCGCCGCCAGCGGCAACAACGCCCCGAGUCCUCUGCAGUCGAGCGGCGUCAAGGCGGAGGGCCGCUCGCCCCGCAGCCCCGCGACGCCGCCCAGUUCCGCGAUCGAGAUCAAGCCGCAGCAGCAGCAGCAGCAGCAGCAGCACCAGCAGCAGCAGCACCAGCAGCACCAGCAGCAGCACCAGCAGCAGACCCAGCCCGCCGGGGACGGCCACGGGAGCGACUCGGGCAACCCGGCCAACGGCAGACUGGCCUGGGGCUCCUGCAGUCCGCGGCCCUUCUCCGCCGCGCUCUCGCCGUACUUGCUCGAUCCGCUGCCCCUCAAGACGGCCAACCUCUACUGAAUCAAUAGAGCUACGGCCGCGGAUCCUCCAGCGGGCAGCCGAUGUAUUUUUAACAUCCCACUUACUUUGCAGCGCCCUUUUUCCGGCCUCGAUCGAGAGCACCCACACGCACGUACGCACGCACGCACGCACGCACGCACAGCAUAUUGUACAUAGUACAGCGCGAGCCUCGGAGCCGAGUCGUCGCUCUCGCGGUGAGUGGCUGGACCGAAUGGAAUACGAGGAUUCACUCGCGCCCGAGCGCUGCGUUCAUAUCUCGUUGUUCUGUUUUCUGUGAUAUACCGCACGAGUACGUCCGAUUAGCUCCGCGAGCUGCUGCGCCGACGUUUUAAAUAUACCCGCUCUAGCGCGUUUGUAAAUAUAUCCAUUCCACGUGUUGUCUCGAACGACAAAGACGCACUGCGUAGUAGCCUGCCGCAUGCCAAACUUGUCGUGUUUGUUUCCCGAUCUACGAAAACUGUAACGUUGUAUAUUCUGCACAAAAGUGACUGUAUUGCCGUUAAUUACGAAUGUACUGCGUAGUAACCGAUCGCCAGUCCAGAAGGCCCUGAUGGACAACGCAAUCGCGUCUAGACCUGUAUACGAUACGUUCCUUGGAAUCCUCGUCCUCUGGAACGCGGCCCGAGCAAGCUCCGCACUUGUCGAGCGCUAGUCCGCAAUCAUCUAUGUAUAGUUGAAACGUUGAAACCAUCGAUGAGCGUCGCAGUUAUUUUGAUAGACCAGUAUUAUUGUAUUAGGUACAUGCGUAUACAUACCAUAUACAUACCAUAUACAUACCAUAUACAUAUAUAUAUAUAUAUACACACACACACACACACGCGCAUAUAGAUAUGCAUACAUCUAUUUUUGUAAUACCUUUAAAGGAUAAGUUCAACCGAUGAUGUGUACAUAUAGUACAGGAAAUGCGAGGCGGCCAGGCCGCUUCUGCGAGCCAGUAUUCACGUCCAAAGUGCCAAAUUUCGUCGCCGCAGCACAGCCAGAGCCGCGCAGCCACGGUCUCAUACUCGCGCCAUCGCAUGCUCACAUCAGCCGCAGACGCGAGCACACCGUACACGACUGCUAAGUACACUCUCUCGGCGCGAAUCCGAAAGUCGUGCGUAUACGCAUUGGCGCAACGUGUGUAAGACGUAGAUAACGACGGCACGGAGGCACGGACGAGUUGGCGAAGAGCUACGAGGUUGAUUAUUACUAAGUAUAUAAUUAUGUGUGACUGGAAUUGUACAGUUGUUGCUAUAAAUAUAUGAAAUUAGUGUUUUA